AUGCGUGCGGUUAAAAAAGAUAUACAGAUACUUUUGAACAUCUGAGAUACAUUCGCUGUGAACAUUUCGUGUGUGUAUUGCGUAUAAGCGGCGUGUUUGUCUUGGCCAACCAAAUGCAGUUAAUGGACAGCAACAUGUUUGCCACACACUGCGCAUGCGCCUAAAAGUAUACACGACCUAUGUGCUACGUGGGUGGGCAACGCAUUUAAAGGACAAACGUCUGUCGGGAACAGUUAAAGGACAUUGAAAUUUCUAGCGUAUUAUUCAACAACUUUGGCAUUGCAAAAUCAAAAGAAAACUAACUAAUUUCAUCAGUUAACGAACCUAAACAAAAGCAACGCGUUAAAUAAAAAGAAAACACAUAUCCACAAGUGACAUAAUACACAUCAAAAUAAAAACAAAAGCAUAAAUUAAAUAUCAAUUUAUUUAUAAAACAAAUAAUUUUAACAAAUACAUAUCCGGCAAUAUGUCAACCGCAUCUUACAGCAAUUCAAGUGGCGAUGAGCCUAAUAAAAAGGCCGACGCCCAGAAUGAGGAGAGCUCCCACCUGCUGGAGGCCACCGAAAAUGGUGCCAAAUAUGGUUCCCGGCAAGCGGUAAAAAUAGUCAAAACUAAUGCCAAUCAAAGUGACAAUGCCAGUCUACAAGAUCAGGAGAAUCUACUUGGCAACAUGGUGCACACGGCGGAGAAUAGGUCGAGGGUCUUGCCACAAUAUGUUGCAGCCUUGGCAGCAGCUGGCGGCGCCUUCGCGGCCGGUACACUCCUCGGCUGGACCUCGCCAGCAGAGACCCCAAUCGUUAACGGUUCCACCCACUAUAAUUUCGAUGUCACCAAAGAGGAAUUCUCUUGGGUCGGCGCAUUCAUGACUCUGGGUGCCGCCUGUGUGUGCAUACCUAUUGGGUUUCUCAUCAAUCAAAUUGGACGGAAAUGGACAAUGCUCUUGUUGGUGCUACCCUUCAUCCUUGGCUGGGCCCUGUUGAUUUGGGCACAGAAUGUGGUCAUGAUGUAUAUUGCACGUUUCAUUCUGGGCAUCGCUGGCGGUGCCUUCUGUGUCACAGCUCCCAUGUACACGGGUGAGAUUGCCCAAAAGGAUAUUCGCGGCACCCUCGGAAGCUUCUUUCAAUUGAUGAUCACCAUUGGUAUCCUGUUUGUUUAUGGCAUUGGUGCCGGUCUCGAUGUCAUGUGGAUGAGCAUCGUUUGCGGCAUUUUGCCAAUUAUCUUCGGUGUCAUCUUCUUCUUUAUGCCGGAAUCACCCACUUAUUUGGUUUCAAAGAAUCGCUCGGAGGCUGCUGUACAAUCGAUUCAAUGGCUGCGUGGCAAGGAAUACGAUUAUGCACCUGAAUUGGAAGAACUGCAACAGAGUGAUCGCGAGAUUCGAGCACAACAAGUCAAUAUCUUUGCAGCACUCAGCCGUCCCGUUACCAUUAAGGCAAUGAGCAUCAGUUUGGGCCUCAUGUUCUUCCAGCAAGUGAGUGGUAUUAACGCUGUUAUCUUCUACUCCGAGAGCAUCUUUAAGGAUGCAAAUACUGGAAUCAGCACCGGUCUGUCGACAAUUUUGAUUGGUAUCAUGCAAGUGGUGGCCACAUUUGCUUCCACAAUUGUCGUCGAUAAGCUGGGACGUCGCAUUCUCCUCCUCGCAUCCGGAAUCGUAAUGGCUCUGUCAACAACCGCAAUCGGUGUGUACUUCUUUUUGAAGGACCAGAAUGAGGAAAACGUGUUGAAUCUGGGCUGGCUGCCUGUGGCCAGUUUGUGCAUAUUCAUAAUCAUGUUCUCCAUUGGCUACGGUCCGGUUCCAUGGUUGAUGAUGGGCGAAUUGUUUGCCACCGAUAUCAAAGGAUUUGCUGGUUCGAUUGCCGGUACUACCAACUGGGUGCUGGCCUUUGUGAUUACGAAAACAUUUAAGAAUCUUACCGAUGGCUUGGGCAGUGGCCCCACCUUCUGGCUUUUCGCUGGUCUUACCGUUGUCGGUGUCGUCUUUGUCUUCUUUAUCGUGCCCGAGACGAAGGGCAAGAGUCUGAACGAGAUUCAACAGGAGCUGGCAGGAAAUCGCAAUGUCUCCGAUUUGCAGCCAGCAGAUGGUGCAAAGAAGUAAACAAAGUCGAGCUCUGUUAAAUUACAUUAUUUUUACAUUUUACGUUAUGUUAAGUGCAGGUCAAGUUCCGUUUUCAAUAGAAUUUAAUCUAUUUAUGUAUGUAUGUGCACAGCAGGAAAGACAGAGAGGGAGAGUUUGCAAGAAUGAAGACUGAAGGUGAAGUGCAUAAUAGACAGAUAUAAAUAUAUGUAUGUUAGGGCUCUGUUAAGUUACUGUUAGCGCAUUGUACACUUUUCGCCAUCAUACAGUUAGUCAAGUAUAACAGUGCAAAAGAAAAACAUUUUCUUGGUUUUUUACUUAUUUUCUAUAAAUGUGGUUCUUAGAACAAGUUAAAAAAAAAAAGAAAUACCUUGACUAGCUGUAUGUUUUUCUCUGCUAACUUCACGCGGCCAUAAGAAAAGACAAUAGAUUGUAACAGUAAGUGCUAUAAAUAUAUACACACAUACUCAACUCU
This is a messenger RNA of Drosophila innubila, 2546 nucleotides long. RefSeq names its product facilitated trehalose transporter Tret1-2 homolog (gene nebu). Gene Ontology annotation, molecular function: sugar transmembrane transporter activity. Gene Ontology annotation, biological process: carbohydrate transport; transmembrane transport. Bases 467 to 2092 code for a protein of 541 amino acids. Lineage: Eukaryota; Metazoa; Arthropoda; Insecta; Diptera; Drosophilidae. The transcript has 4 exons. Gene Ontology annotation, cellular component: membrane. The record is from RefSeq and is a predicted model, not a curated record.